Naegleria fowleri is the source of this 399-nucleotide messenger RNA. RefSeq lists its product as uncharacterized. The transcript has a single exon. The coding region runs from base 1 to 399 and encodes 132 amino acids. NCBI's taxonomy places the organism in Eukaryota, Heterolobosea, Eutetramitea, Acrasida, Naegleriidae. The record is from RefSeq and is a predicted model, not a curated record.
AUGAACACGUGCGCAACAACAACCACCAUGAUUGCAACAUCACCUCUUGCUUUGUACAAGGUUCAAUUUUUUGAUGGACAUUUGAUCAUGGAAAUCCCAAAUCCUGUAAAGAACAAUGAUCCAUCUCAUUCUUCAUCGGAAUCUCUCUAUGCAUUGAUCGAUACUGGAUCACCAAUGACCUUCUCCAGUGAAUAUUCCACUUUGGAAAUUUGUGGAAUACAAUACAACUUGGAAAAGCAAGAACUCGUUUCUACAACUAGUAUUAGUCACUUGAUUCAUUUCAAUAUUCAAUAUUUACUUGGAAAUGAUAUCAUGCAAGAGUAUCAUUUGGAAUUCACUCGUUCAAGCAUUCGAUUUUUUGACAAGUCCCAUUUUCAGACAAUUAUCCUUCAUGUUUGA